AUGAUCGAAACUAAAAAGUAAAAUAAAAUGAACGAAGAAGAAAAUCUCGUUUUACCUUAAUUCGGAUGCAAAUGUGGCUUAGAAUAUUCUACUUUGUCUAGUUUGUCUAAUCAUAUUAAGAUGACCCAUAAUAACAAUGCCGAUGAAUGGAAAAUCAAGAGAGGAGUACCUGAAGGUAGAAGACAAAGAUUAAACCCUCUUGUUAAAGAAAAAAUAAAAAAUUUCAUCUUGAAACAUGAAGUCUUAAAAAAUUGCUGCGGAAAACUCAAUGCAAGUCAAUGCAGAGGGAUUUUCAUGUAAAACAUAAAAUAUAUUGAAGAAUUAAUAGAAAAGCAUAAUCUCAACAAAUAACAAGAAAUUAUCCUUUAAAAAGAACAUAUAAAAUUCUAAGAGUUGUGGAAUGAUAUUGAUAUUAGCUAGAUUUAAUUCUAAACUCAAUAAUAUCUCAAUGCAUUUUGCACUGUCUUUUUUAACGUUCAACCAUUUAUUGUUAAAAAAGAAGAAGAACAAGAAAUAGAAGAAUAGAAACAAGAAACGAUUUCUAUUGAUGUCAAAUCCUUUAACUUCUACAAAGACCUUAUUAAAAGUAACAAACCCUUAGAAAUCACAAAGGAAUAAAAGUAGAAAAACUAUAAUAACAGUCUUAGCAGCUCACCUUCACACUCUAGCAGCAAAUUCUAAAUCGAUUCUUUUGCAGAAAAUAAAUAAAAUGAAAAUUAAAUUAAAUAAUGUAAUCAGCUUUAAUCUAAUAAAGAAUAAGCUAAUUUCUCCUCAUCAACCUCCAAUUCUCCUUCAGAACAGUCUUACUUAAUUAAAAUCCAUAGUUCUUUGAACUUAGAACAAGAUUAAUAUAUGCGCAACUUCUUCAACAACUACUUACUUAAACCCAAUCAAAAGAACUGA
This is a messenger RNA of Tetrahymena thermophila SB210, 903 nucleotides long. RefSeq names its product zinc finger, C2H2 type family protein. Lineage: Eukaryota; Ciliophora; Oligohymenophorea; Hymenostomatida; Tetrahymenidae. The transcript has a single exon. The record is from RefSeq and is a predicted model, not a curated record.